AUGGGACAAAGACAGUGGAAUGUUAUAGACACCACUGCUGUGAACAACAGGCUAAUUGAGUCAGCUGUCGAUGGCUACAAUGUGUGCAUCUUUGCUUAUGGUCAGACAGGCUCUGGGAAAACAUUCACAAUGAUUGGAGAGAAGGAACCAGCAAAUCUAGGAAUAAUACCCAGAGCAUUCAAGAGAAUAUUUCAAAUUAUACAUGAAAACCAAGCAAACUUUACAUUUAAGGUCUUGACUUACAUGUUGGAGUUACAUAAUGAUCAACUUUUGGACCUUUUCAUCAACCCUUGUGAAGGUUCCACUACAAAGCUUGAAGUAAGGAGGGAUAGAAAAGGAUUUGUAUACAUCCAAGGAGCAGAAAUAAAGGAGGUCACCAGUGCAGAAAUGCUCUAUGCAUUGUUUGAGCAGGGUUGUACAAAUCGCCACACAGCAGCCACAAAAACGAACAAUGAAAAUUCACGAUCCCAUCUGAUUGUUGGAGUGACAAUAAAAAGUACCAGUCUCAGUGAUGGAGCUGUAACUUAUGGAAAGCUCAGUAUGAUUGAUUUAGCAGGAAGUGAGAGAGCAUUCAAAACAGGAGCAACAGAUGAUCAGCUGAAGGAAGCUAAUUCCAUCAACGAGUCUCUGAGAUCAUUGGGCGAUGUCAUCUCUGCUCUCUCAGGGGAACAAUCCUUCAUUCCAUACCACAGUAACAAACUCACAUUGCUGAUGCAGGACUCAUUGGGUGGGAAUUCAAAGACACUCAUGUUUGUGAACAUUUCCCCAGCAGAUUACAAUGCUGAGGAAAGCAUCAGCUCAUUGACUUAUGCAUCUCGUGUUAAAUUGAUAACAAACAAUGCACAGAAGAAUUCUGAGAUCUAAGAGGUAGCUCAACUCAAGCAGAUUUUUGCAAAAUUGAAACAUGAAGAAUGGCUGGAAGAAGUGUAUUGA
Messenger RNA from Chiloscyllium plagiosum (whitespotted bambooshark), 933 nucleotides. NCBI's taxonomy places the organism in Eukaryota, Metazoa, Chordata, Chondrichthyes, Orectolobiformes, Hemiscylliidae. The record is from RefSeq and is a predicted model, not a curated record.